This is a messenger RNA of Pollicipes pollicipes, 1449 nucleotides long. Its product is annotated as MFS-type transporter SLC18B1-like. Bases 1 to 1449 code for a protein of 482 amino acids. Gene Ontology annotation, biological process: transmembrane transport. The record is from RefSeq and is a predicted model, not a curated record. Gene Ontology annotation, molecular function: transmembrane transporter activity. The transcript has 11 exons. Lineage: Eukaryota; Metazoa; Arthropoda; Thecostraca; Pollicipedomorpha; Pollicipedidae.
AUGGCUGUGUCGGGCGAGCGGCCGCACCUCUUUGCAUGUGUGGCCAUGCCCGCAGGCGUCGCCGCCAAUCGGAUCAUGGAGCCGGGGCCGGCCGCGAGCGCGCGUCCAAUGACCCGCCGCCAGUGGGUGACGCUGCUCACGUUCGGCCUGGUGGACUUCUGGUCGGCCGUCUGCCUCUCUCUGCAGGCGCCCCUCUUCCCGAGCGAGGCGGCAAAGAAAGGUGCCACCGCCAGCGAGUACGGCCUGAUAUUCGGCACGUUCGAGCUAACGAAGUUUAUCGUUUGUCCUCUGCUCGGGAGAUAUUUGCACAAGAUUGGACCAAAAGUUGUGUUCAACGGAGGAAUAUUUAUUACCUCAUCUUGCGCAAUUGCAUAUGGGAUCUUGGAUGUUUUUAGCGACACGGCACCAUUCUUGGUCUCAUGCUUUGUAGUUAGAACCAUAGAAGCAUGUGGUUACGCCAGUUUCUUGACGGCCAGUUUCACCAUCAUCGCAAAAGAGUUUCCGGACAACGUGGCAACAACGUUUGCUUCUCUGGAGACGUUUUUUGGAGUCGGUUUAAUUGUGGGCCCAAUGGUCGGAGGGGCACUGUACCAGGUCGGCGGGUACACGCUGCCGUUCGUCACCCUGGGCAGCAUUCUGUUCGGCACAGCACUCCUCACGCUCUUCGUUCUGCCAAACCAUAAAGAGCAAAUCGAUGUCGGUGAAAGAAAAGGCGGUAUUCGGAGAGCGUUGGCCGUGCCCGAUAUCGCCAUGGCCGCUUUCUCCAUCACCUGCGCCUCAUGCAGCAAUGGCUUCAUCGUGGUGCUCCUGGAGCCGCACCUAAGGCCGUUCGGCCUCUCGCCCGUGCUGCUGGGGCUGAUGUUCGUCAUCACCGGCGCCGUGUACGCCACGUGCGCACCGCUCUGGGGCUGGCUCUGCGACCGUCACGUACGACCUAAGCAGGCCACGGCAGCAGGCGCGCUGCUAGUGGCCGCCGGGUUCUCGCUGCUGGGACCAGCGCCGUUUCUGCCCUUACAGCCGAGUCUGGGAGUGAUAGCUGCCGCUCUCGCCCUCCACGGCGUCGGGUUCGGCGCCGAGGUGGUGGCCGCCUUUUUGGACGCCCACCGCGCGGCCAUACGCAGUGGCUUCCCGGAUACUGUGGAGACAUACGGCACCAUAUCGGGCCUGUGGGCCUCCAUGUUCGCCCUGGGCGCUUUCGUCGGACCAUGUCUCGCCGGCCUGCUUUACGACCACUUCGGCUUCGGGUACGCCUCACUGAUGAUCAUCGUGGUGCAUAUGGUUCUGUUCGUGGCGGUGAUGGUGUUCCUGUGCUUGCCGGACCGCGCCAUCCCCGAGCCGGUGAGCAGCGCGCCGCCGCUACCGGACGAGAAGUCGCCGCUGAUCUACAGCGACCUCUGCGACCGCCAUGACGCGUAUGGCGUCCAGGGUACCGACAACAGACUCUGGUGA